Molecule: messenger RNA, 34557 nt
Organism: Coregonus sp. 'balchen'
Lineage: Eukaryota; Metazoa; Chordata; Actinopteri; Salmoniformes; Salmonidae
Source: the annotation of a GenBank genome assembly
AUGAAAAGUUUGAUAUAGCCUUUGUGAACUAAUAUUUCUUGCUCUGUUUCUUUGCUCUCUCUGUGUUGUACAGGUAGUGAGCUACUGUAUCGCACACGUGAGGGGGAUGUUGUCAGGUUCAACUUGGAGACAUACGAGAGGACAGUAUUGGUGCACAACAAAAUGUUUGUGAGUCUCCAACUUUCUCUUUUUUUCCACAGUAGAUACAUCACUAUAGGCCAAAUAACAGAAUGUGGUUUUUGCAUGAAUUUAAUUAAAACUGUUCUUUUUUGUGUCAUCAUAUCAAAGCACCCAAAGCUCUUUUAUUGUGACGCGUACUGAAACGAUCCAUCAUUAGCACAUCGUUUGAUCUGGCUCGUUAACAUUUGGGUUUGCUACGCAUCGACUGUUUCUGACGAAAAUGCAACGUCAGUGUCGAAACGGCCGAGGUGACGACACACAGUAUGUUUGUCCCUCCGAAAUCAGAAAGGGCCGCGACAAGAUUAAUGCGUCUCCCGCCCGCGCCGAGCAAUCCGUCAAAUGCAGUCAUUUAAGGAUUGCCUUAAAGAAAAAACACUACGCAUGGUUAAAGGUCUCAUCUUCUGUCGUUUUUCUUUCUCUCUCUCUGCUUUUCAGGAAAUGUACAAAGCCAGCAAGUAUGAAGUGUCUCCUGACAUGAAGCAUGUGCUGCUCGCUUACAAUGUGGCACCGGUGAGCUCCUUCAUUUGUUUGCUUGUUUUUUGAAUUAGCAGAAUGACAGGCACAUACUUCAGCGGGCUCUGAGGGGAAACGUGGCGAGGCGGUGGGGGAGAAAAGUAAUCAUGGCGCCCGAGUAGAGGCCUGUCGCACCCUGCUGCCUCUCAGCCACGGUAGAGAGAAAACAGCUGAGUGGAACUGUGCUCUUCAGGGAGGGGCCAAAACACAAACAAACCCCAUAACACAGCUGAGAGAGGGGGAUGAGAAAGGGAUGGAGGGAAUGGGAAAGCAAAGGGAGGGAACGAGGCGAGCAGGAGAGUAGAGAGAUUUGGGGUAGUAAGAGUGUGAGAGAGGGAGGGAGGGAAUGAAAGGAAAAAGAGAGGGAUGGGAGGUUUUUCUACAACAGUUACUGCAUUAUGUAAUGGCUCAGGUAGCUAACUCAACUGGAAGACUACUGCAAUGUGAGAUCCAGGACACAGUCUGAAAAAGAAUCAGUGAUAUAUGUCAGGGAAUAGAAUCCCAUUGGCCCAGAGAGACACAGAGUGUAGACACUGUUAGAGUAGGGAGGAAAAGGUGUAGACCUGGGCUAAUCUUGCCAUAUACAGUACCAGUCAAAAGUUUGGACACACCUACUCAUUCCAGGGUUUUUCUUUAUUUGUACUAUUUUCUACAUUGUAGAAUAAUAGUGAAGACAUCAAAACUAUGAAAUAACACAUAUGGAAUCAUGUAGUAAACAAAAAAGUGUUAAACAAAUCAAAAUAUAUUUUAUAUUUGAGAUUCUUCAAAAAGCCACCUUUUGCCUUGAUGACAGCUUUGCACACUCUUGGCAUUCUCUCAACCAGAUUCAUGAGGUAGUCACCUGGAAUGCAUUUCAAUUAACAGGUGUGCCUUCUUAAAAGUUAAUUUGUGGAAUUGUUUUCCUUCUUAAUGCGUUUGAGCCAAUCAGUUGUGUUGUGACAAGGUAGGGGUGGUAUACAGAAGAUAUCCCUAUUUGGUAAAAGAACAAGUCAAUAUUAUGGCAAGUCAGCUCAAAUAAGCAAAGAGAAACAACAGUCCAUCAUUACUUUAAGACAUGAAGGUCAGUCAAUAGGGAACAUUUCAAGAACUUUGAAGGUUUCUUCAAGUGCAAUUGCAAAAACCAUCAAGCGCUAUGAUGAAACUGGCUCUCAUGAGGACCACCACAGGAAUGGAAGACCCAGAGUUACCUCUGCUGCAGAGGAUACGUUCAUUAGAGUUACCAGCCUCAGAAAUUGCAGCCCAAAUAAAUGCUUCACUAAGUUCAAGUAACAGACACAUCUCAACAUCAACUGUUCAGAGGGGACUGUGUGAAUCAAGCCUUCAUGGUCGAAUUGAUGCAGAGAAACCACUACUAAAGGACACCAAUAAGAAGAAGAGACCUGCUUGGACCAAGAAACAUGAGCAAUGGACAUUAGACCGGUGGAAAUUUGUCCUUUGGUCUGAUGAGUCCAAAUCAGAGAUUUUUGGUUCAAACCGCCGUGUCUUUGUGAGACGCGGUGUGGGUGAACAGAUGAUCUCCACAUGGAAAAGGUGGAGAUCAUCCUUUUCCUGCCGGGGCGGCAGGUAGCUUAGUGGUUAAGAGCGUUGUGCCAGUAACCGAAAGGUCGCUGGUUCUAAUCCCCGAGCCGACUAGGUGAAAAAUAUGGCCUUGAGCAAGGCACUUAAUCCUAAUUGCUCUUGUAAGUCGCUCUGGAUAAGAGCGUCUGCUAAAUGACUAAAAAUGUUUUUUUUAAUGUAAAUGUAUUUCCAACCGUGAAGCAUGGAGGAGGAGGUGUUAUGGUGUGGGGGUGCUUUUCUGGUGACACUGUCUGUGAUUUAUUUAGAAUUCAAGGCACACUUAACCAGCAUGGCUACCACAGCAUUCUGCAGAGAUACGCCAUUCCAUCUGGUUUGGGCUUAGUGGGACUAUCAUUUGUUUUUCAACAGGACAAUUACCCAACACACCUCAAGGCUGUGUAAGGGCUAUUUUGCCAAGAAGGAGAGUGAUGGAGUGCUGCAUCAGAUGACCUGGCUUCCACAAUCCCCCGACCUCAACCCAAUUGAGAUGGUUUGGGAUGAGUCGGACCGCAGAGUGAAGGAAAAGCAGCCAACAAGUGCUCAGCAUAUGUGGGAACUCCUUCGAGACUGUUGGAAAAGCUUUCCAGGUGAAGCUGGUUGAGAGAAUGCCAAGAGUGUGCAAAGCUGUCAAGGCAAAGGGUGGCUAUUUGAAGAAUCUCAAAUAUAAAAUAUAUUUUGAUUUGUUUAACACUGUUUUGGUUACUACAUGAUUCCAUAUGUAUUAUUUCAUAGUUUUGAUGUCUUCACUAUUAUUUUACAAUGUAAAAAAAUAGUUAAAAGAAAGAGAAACCCUUGAAUGAGUAGGUGUGUCCAAACUUUUGACUGGUAGUGUAUAUCAGGAACAGUGUGGUAUCAGGAACAGUGUGGUAUCAGGAACAGUGAAGUGUCACCGAAGGUGCAUGACUGACAAAGUGUAAUGGCACAACAGGGAGGCACUGAUGCAAGUGUGUGUGUUAGACAGGGCAUUUGUAAUUUCAUAAUCAUCCCUCCAUAGCCCUGGUAGAUGACAGCUCCGUCCCCCAGCUGUCAUUGCACGGACGCGCACUCUCUCAAUACAUCAUGCUGCUGCUUGCCCUUCACAUAGGCCCCCACUCUCUCUCUCGCGCUCUCUCUCUCUCUCUCUCUUUCUCUAUCUUUCUCGCUAUUCAAUCCCUCUCUUUCUCUCCCCCAACUCUGAGGGGGGUAUUCAGAAGGACCACUGUAACAAGUGGCCCAUACUUAUCUCCUGCUACAUUAAGAAGCAUUCUACAUGUCAUCUCUCAGUCCAGGGCCUGCUAGUAGAAUGCAGUGCAGACAUGAUUCCCUCUGGGGCCAUCCAUACGAAAAAUGUCUGCAUGUAUGACUGACGAAGUCUCUUUGGAUAAAAGGGUCUGCUAAAGGGCAUAUAUUAUAUUAUGAUCACUGCAUUUGUGCCCUGGACUUAAAUUUGACCAAAUACAGAAUGACUUUGUAGACCAAAUACAGAAUGACUUUGUAGUAUAAGGUAUAACCUCCCAACCAUAUGCAUAUACAUUCUGAUGAUAGUUAGCUACUAAAACAUGUUUCAAUGGCCAAGUUCCUCAUGAUAGUCUUCAAUCAUUCGUCUUCCAGGUGUACCAGCACUCGUUCACUGCCUUCUACAUCAUCUGCAGCCUGGAGACUCCGUAAGUAGCUGAAACCAACCAAUGCUUCCCCUCCUCUCCCCUCCCUUCUCCUCUACUCUCUUCGGCCCAGUCAGUCAAGUCUCUGCGCUGCCACCCAGUGAAGACGAGGAGAACUGCAGGCCAGGGGACUUGAUGACCUCAUCCAUCCUCCCCUCCAGACUAAGACAAAGGGCCAGUGACACCUCUAAUUUUCUGUCCUGCAGCACACAGCACUUUUCUAAAUGAACAGAAAGUGGCAGCGAUAUAUAAAGCACCAGUAUUUAUAGGUGCUCUUAAACCUCUUGGGCUAUACGACACUGGUAUAUCUGGGCAGGAGCAGUGCAGGCUGCUGGUGUGGUGCAGUGGAGUUUUUUAUAGUGCUGUGUUUUGUUGAGGAUCCACUAAGUAAGAUGUUAUUUUUAAAGAAGGUGCUCAGUCAUUUAUUGAGGGGCAGUUAAAGUUGUGUGUUGUUGUGUAGUGUGGGUGUGUGUAGUCUGAUUGUGGUCUCUCCUCUGUGCUGCAGGGAGACGUGGAACCUGAACCCUCCAGAGGUGCGGAACGCCCAGCUGCAGUACGCAGGCUGGGGACCCACGGGCCAGCAGCUGGUAAUACUACAACUCCCAGCAGCACCAUCUCUGUCUCACCCAUACUCCAUACCCAUAUGUCACUGCUAUUUGGCAAACCAUGUCUGGUUAUAAUGUAUUUCUAAACUGAGAGUACAAUAUGAAUGCACUGUAUCAAUGACCUUUCCUAUGGCCAUGUAUGUUUGUUAAACUAUCACAAGCUACCAGGCAGUCUAGCCACAGAGAGAACAUUAAUAAGCAUCACUCUAAUGGUUCUCAGAACAGACAGACUGUGAGUGAUUACAUCCUCCAGCACAAUGCAAUUAAUUACCUGUAAUCUCCUCAGCGGAUUAAUUAGUGAAGUCACUGGAUUGAUAUCACACACUCUCUCCCAGUAUUAAUCAUCAAACACCCCUGAUUCCAACAGUCACUUUCAUUUGCUUGACCUCUGAGCUGUGAUGCUUGUUGUCAAUGAUAAGAUGCAUGGGCGGGAGAGGAAGGUGUCAGCCAACGUGCGUUCACAUAUACACGCAUGCGUGCACACACACACACACACACACACACACACACUAACAUCAGCCCCUCCCCUCUUGAUCCUCUCUUUAAUUUCUCAAGCCCCUCCCCUCUUGAUCCUCUCUUUAAUUUCUCAAGCCCCUCCCCUCUUGAUCAUCUCUUUAAUUUCUCAAGCCCCUCCCCUCUUGAUCCUCUCUUUAACACACACAAACACAAACACACACAGCUGUCUUGUCCCAUGUUGCAGAGCAGUGGAAUUGGGUUAAAUACACAGUGUCCUUUGAUUCACCAGAGGAUGGGCAGCUGUGUCUGUGUGGAUGAACAGUAAGUGGUCCUCUUCCUUUAAAUUGGAGUUGAAUCCCCCACUGAGACGCUGAGCUUUGCUUGCUCUCUACCUUCCUCCUGCUCUCCCUCGCUCUUUCUCCCCCUCCUUUGCCCUACGUUUCUCUCUUUGUGAGGCUAAUCUCCAGAGUUGUCAACCAGCCCACGAUAUGACCACACAUCUCCCCAGACUCUGUGUGUUUACAGUGGGGGGAAAAAGUAUUUAGUCAGCCACCAAUUGUGCAAGUUCUCCCACUUAAAAAGAUGAGAGAGGCCUGUAAUUUUCAUCAUAGGUACACGUCAACUAUGACAGACAAAAUGAGAAAAGAAAAUCCAGAAAAUCACAUUGUAGGAUUUUUAAUGAAUUUAUUUGCAAAUUAUGGUGGAAAAUAAGUAUUUGGUCAAUAACAAAAGUUUCUCAAUACUUUGUUAUAUACCCUUUGUUGGCAAUGACACAGGUCAAACGUUUUCUGUAAGUCUUCACAAGGUUUUCACACACUGUUGCUGGUAUUUUGGCCCAUUCCUCCAUGCAGAUCUCCUCUAGAGCAGUGAUGUUUUGAGGCUGUCGCUGGGCAACACAGACUUUCAACUCCCUCCAAAGAUUUUCUAUGGGGUUGAGAUCUGGAGACUGGCUAGGCCACUCCAGGACCUUGAAAUGCUUCUUACGAAGCCACUCCUUCGUUGCCCGGGCGGUGUGUUUGGGAUCAUUGUCAUGCUGAAAGACCCAGCCACGUUUCAUCUUCAAUGCCCUUGCUGAUGGAAGGAGGUUUUCACUCAAAAUCUCACGAUACAUGGCCCCAUUCAUUCUUUCCUUUACACGGAUCAGUCGUCCUGGUCCCUUUGCAGAAAAACAGCCCCAAAGCAUGAUGUUUCCACCCCCAUGCUUCACAGUAGGUAUGGUGUUCUUUGGAUGCAACUCAGCAUUCUUUGUCCUCCAAACACGACGAGUUGAGUUUUUACCAAAAAGUUAUAUUUUGGUUUCAUCUGACCAUAUGACAUUCUCCUAAUCCUCUUCUGGAUCCUCCAAAUGCACUCUAGCAAACUUCAGAUGGGCCUGGACAUGUACUGGCUUAAGCAGGGGGACACGUCUGGCACUGCAGGAUUUGAGUCCCUGGCGGCGUAGUGUGUUACUGAUGGUAGGCUUUGUUACUUUGGUCCCAGCUCUCUGCAGGUCAUUCACUAGGUCCCCCCGUGUGGUUCUGGGAUUUUUGCUCACCGUUCUUGUGAUCAUUUUGACCCCACGGGGUGAGAUCUUGCGUGGAGCCCCAGAUCGAGGGAGAUUAUCAGUGGUCUUGUAUGUCUUCCAUUUCCUAAUAAUUGCUCCCACAGUUGAUUUCUUCAAACCAAGCUGCUUACCUAUUGCAGAUUCAGUCUUCCCAGCCUGGUGCAGGUCUACAAUUUUGUUUCUGGUGUCCUUUGACAGCUCUUUGGUCUUGGCCAUACUGGAGUUUGGAGUGUGACUGUUUGAGGUUGUGGACAGGUGUCUUUUAUACUGAUAACAAGUUCAAACAGGUGCCAUUAAUACAGGUAACGAGUGGAGGACAGAGGAGCCUCUUAAAGAAGAAGUUACAGGUCUGUGAGAGCCAGAAAUCUUGCUUGUUUGUAGGUGACCAAAUACUAUUUUUCCAUUUUUUGCAAAUAUGCCUAAAUCUUGUUAGUAUCAUCAAUUUUGUCAAGUUAGAGCUGUAACUAUGUAAAUCAGGCUUUUGUCAUCUUUAAAUGAGACAAUGCACAAGUAUAAUGUUGACUAAUGACUUAAGAUGACACUUACACUGUAAGCAGUUAGGCUGGGCCCUAGGAAACACGUUCACAUUUGGUUCCUACCGUCAGAACCCUUGGUCAGUUCAUUCGUUCAAACACACUAUCACAUGUGUCACAACGAUUAUAUAUAGAUUAAUCAUCUUUGCUUCUAUUCAACCACAAGUGUAUUAGCUUCUAGAAUUGUUUCUAAUCAAACAAUUGCACAUUUGGUUUAAAUGCCAGUUGGUUAUCUAUACGGCUAGACCACUAGUUGCAGUGUGGAAAUGAUCAAAUGAGCACAAAUAAGCAAGCAGCUGAAAUGGUGAAUUCGGUAUGGCAAGUUAUGAAAUUUAUACAUGAAGUAACUAAGAACAUAUAACUGUAGCCAAAGAUUAUAGGGUCCCCUAGGAAACACUUUUCAACACUUUGGUUCCUACCCUGUCAGAACUCCUCCCUGGCAUUUUCAUUCGUUGUCAUGUCAAACAACACUGUAUUCAAAGUGCCCACUAUUAUAUUAUAACUAUAGAAUUAGAAUAAUCAUUCUAUUUCCAUGAUUCCAACUGUUCACCAAAGUGUUUUGCUCUGAAUUACAAGUCAAAUCACAAUUGCAACAUUUGGUUAAAAAUAAGGCCUAGAUUGUUUUCCCAUAUCGUGCAGCCCUACGUGGCAGUGUGGAAAUGAUCUCAAAUGAGUACAAGAAAUGCAGAGAUGUAGCAAAAUGCUGAAUUUCUUGGGGGUUGAAGUUGAAUUAAACAGUAUAAAACGAUCGGAAUGGAAACAGACCCAUUGAUAUCACUUAGAAUGUAUGUGUUGCCACCGUAGGGUCACGCACUACUCAUGAAGCAAAUGUAGAACAUUUAUUAUUCAAAAACAUAAAAUACCGUCAUACCGUCCAAUUGUUUUCUAACACCGUGAUAUGAUAUUUUGGCCAUAUCACUCAGCCCUAAUGGGAGGUAGCUUGGGCAGUGUUUCUACCUCCUUCAGAAGUGGGCCAAGCUCACCGUGUUAUUCUCUGCCCUGGCCUAGAUCCUGUUGUAAAACUGGGCCCUCAGUCCAUCUGCACAGAGGUGAACUCAAACACACCUGUGUUCCCCUGGCCUACCUAGCCACACGAGCUGUCGUAGGAACCUGGUUAUACCUGCAAUGGCCGUUGUGAUGCUAUUGCUUUGUCUUAACUGCUGCAAGGAAAGGGAACAUACCCUAUCAUCCCUGAGGAGAGGUCAACUAUUGUUGAAGUAUUUAUUUAUUUAAAAUAUCUUUCUGACUGUGUUUACAUAGCAUGAUUCAGUCCAUGUCAGUAACAGAAAGAUUCCACGUGAACCAACGGUAAGCUCAAGGCCAAAGUUAUUGAACUAUCCUUAUACAGUGGAUUGAUUUCAACAUAAGCCCUACGAGCUCUGCAACAGAAACCGACCUGCUAAGAGCCUUUAAUAACAUGAGCAUUAUGUUUGAUCAUCAAUGAUUUGAUAUGGCAGAUAGAGGUUUUAAAUGUUUUUAGUGGGUAGAGAAUCUGUAAUGUGUGAAGAGGAACUAUAAUGCUCUGUAAUGAUGAAGCUGACCUUGAACUACCCAGCAGGUAGUGUAUGCUACUACUAACAGUGGACAAAGAGGAGGGCAAUACUGUAGCCCAGUAAAGGAUCAUUCUGCAAUUAGGACUUGUAUUGAUAUGCAAUAUUGGUGUUCAAUGUGGUGAGGUAAAGGAUUCAUUAUGCAGUACAUUCUUUCUCCAUUCUUGUUCACCUUCUUGCUUUCUCUCUCUUGAUCUCCUUCUUUCUCUCUCCUUUCUCUCUUUCUCUCUCCUGAGCCAGAGUUAUCAAUCAAUACUUAGACAUACAGUACUAUGGAGACAAUAUUACGUCCGUGACAUGAUGAAAGUAUAAUCCAAUAACGAGGAGGCAGCAGGGUAAGUUGAGGCUAUUUACUAGAUUGUGCAGGUAGCAAAUAUGACUGCCAUGUCGGCAGGUGACUGUGAACUUCAACACACGCAAUAUCUUUUUUUGAUUGUAUUCAACAAGGCCUGCUAUAUCGUGCCUUGCCAAACAAGCCAACAGCUGGUAGUAACAAAAACAGAGGCAGGCCCCCUUCAAACCUAUCAGUUGGCCAACAUUGCUGCAAAAUGUUUACAAUUCAAGUAUUGCAGUGAAUAGGAGAGGAUCUAAAAUAUCGAUAGAAACUUUUUGAGCUCAAAUUCCUCAUCUGAUUAAAGCAUCCUUCCGUCAACCUACAGGUCAAGUUUAGUCAUGCAGAACACACGUAGGCUACAUCCUGUAUCAUUGGCUAUUCAACAUCCUUCGUCCCUUCCAUAUUGAUCACCUCAGUUUUUUCAUCACUUUUUCUCUCAUCUCCCUCUUCCCUUAGAUUUUUAUUUUUGAGAAUAACAUCUACUACCGUUCAACGGUGGAGAGCCGAUCAAUCCGCCUGGUCUCCACCGGCAAGGAGGGAGUCAUCUUCAAUGGGCUCAGCGAUUGGCUGUACGAAGGUGAGAUGACACUUUUAUUGGCUGAUGUGAAUAUUAUUGGUGUUCUUGGUGGUGGUCUAAUGGCGUGUCUGUCCCGUUGCAUUGUCGUCCCCAGAGAAUGCGGCACUUGAGUCAAAAUUAUUCUGUCAUAAAUCUUCAAAACAACAGAACUGUUAUUAAGGCUAGUCAGAGGUGCAGUAAACAAUUGAUUUAGAGUGAUACCAAAAUGUAGUUAAAAACAGGAAAAGCGGCCAAUUUUCUCCAGUUUCCCUGGGUUCUCACCACGGCUGUUCUACAUGAGUAAAUUAGCAUUAAUUCAGCAGAAUUAAUCUUCGCCGUCUGUUCUCCAUUCUGAUACAGAUGUCUCCCUGUCUGUUUUGACUCGACCGAUCCAAGCUCUGACUCCACCUCAGUGCCUCUGCCUCGUCCCCUGAGGAACAGACUGCCUCUCUGUGUUCAACUUUACUAAUUAAUUAAUUUCUUCCGCUCCUCGUGUGUUUGGCUCUCUGCUUCAAGGCUUCUCGCUUUUAAUAAGACAGAGACAGAAAGAGAGGGAGGAGUGUCAGGGAGGGCCUGGAUGGCUGUCUUUUAGUUAGGGCCUGGUGUAGUGCUCUUCAAUGGGUGGGGCGCAGUGGAGGCUCCUCAGAGGAGGAAGGGGAGGACCAUCCUCAGUGAAUUUCAUAAAAAUACAAAUGGUAAAACAUUAAAGUUCUCAUUUUUAGAUAAAACUAUACUAAAUAUAUUCACGUCACAAAAUAAUUGAUUAAAACACACUGUUUUGCAAUGAAGGUCUACAGUAGCCUCAACAGCACUCUGUAGGGUAGCACCAUGGUGUAGCCGGAGGACAGCUAGCUUCCGUCCUCCUCUGGGUACAUUGACUUCAAUACAAAACCUAGGAGGCUCUUGGUUCUCACCCCCUUCCAUAGACUUACACAGUAAUUAUGACAACUUCCGGAGGACGUGCGCCAACCUAUCAGAGCUCUUGCAGCAUGAACUGACAUGUUGUCCACCCAAUCAAAGGAUCAGAGAAUGAAUCUAGUACUGAAAGCAUAAGCUACAUCUAGCUAGCACUGCAGUGCAUAAAAUGUGGUGAGUAGUUGACUCAAAGAGAGGGAAAGACAAUAGUUGAACAGUUUUGAACAAAUUAAAGGAGAAGCAAGAGAGAGAGAUUUUGUUUUUAAAAAAUAACUUUCAGUUUCACAUAGCAAGCGAAUGCAGCUAGCUAGUUUAGUCUACUCAAAACAUCUGGCUCAAACAGAGGAAUGCUAUGUUAGCUAGCUGUCUAUGACUAUCCAACACAACACUGGAACUCUUCCAAGUCAAGGUAAGCUUUUGGUUGUAUUAAUUUAUUUCCACCGGGGCCCGCCGGUGUAACCGCCAUACUGCUUAGUGACUGUAACGUUACUGCAUGAUUGUAGGGGGUUUACUAACGCAUUAGUUCUAUUAGCUAUGUUGACUAGGACGUUACUUUAGCUAAUAUGGUGACAACAAUGUAGGCUGUGGGUAACGGUUGGGAUAUGGUUUGAAAAGGUUUUUUCGCCUGGUCACAUACUGCUGAUGUGUUGUGCAUUGAAGUCCACAAACGAAGGGAAAAGGUGAGUGAACUGUGUUUACGUGUGAUCAGGGGUGUAUUCAUUCCGCCGACUCUGUUGAAAAACGUUUCUUAAACGGAACGAAACGGGGAUAAACAUACCUGAAUUUGUCCAAUAGAAACUCUUGUUUGCAACUGUUGGACUAAUGAUUACACCCUAGAUCAGCUAGAUGCAGGCAAGGCGGUAUUGACUGUCGCUGUCUGUCCAUGUGUCACCUCAACAUUUUCUCUAACCUGUGUGCAGCGACCUUGUAAACUUUCAUUCAUAGGCUAGGUUGUAACAACCUCAUGAUGGGUGUAGGGAAAAUUUGAGUAUCACGUAGUAGCCUGAACCUAUCGAUGUUAUAUUGAACUGGGUGAAUGGAAUAUGAAUGACAGUCAUCCAAUAUGCUGUAAUAGAAAUAAGGCCAUGCUCAUAAAAAAAAAAAAAUAAGUGUCCUCCCUCAUCAUAAACUGCACUGACCGCCACUGGUGGGGCGGCACCUGCCAACCUUUCGCUAGGUCUCUCGUGACAUACUGCUAGUACACUGCUAGAUGUGAUUCUGGGUUUCAAGAGCAAUCGUAAACUGGCAACAAUAUUACAAAUGUUACCGUAUGAAAUUGUUUGUGGAGGCGUCACCGGCUGGAGCGCCCUUAUGUAUGUAUUUUAUAAAUUGUCAAAUAAAUGUAAUCAAUCAAGGCUGAUUUCUGUACGUGCAUGUGCGUGAUUGCGAUGGUCAUGUCUGCAUGUGUGUGUGUGUGCGUGCAAGGUUGCACGCAAUAAGUAUGCUCUCGUUUUUUACACUACCUCUGUGUUAACUGUUAAAGUGUGUAUGUAGCCUUUACAGUAUGUGUGUGUUGACACACCCCUACCCCCAGAUUAGUUUGACUGAGAUUUUAAGAUGAAGUGGAGCUCUUCCAACAGCAAUAUUAGUCUAAAUCCAUUGAAACUUUAGCCUGGCAAUUUACACUCAUCAUUUAUUAAGGAAGAUGAAUCUUUCAAUGGGACGGGAGGGAGUUGACCCUGAGUUUGACCUGCCCCACAACGUAGACCUGCCGCUCGUAUCAUGUCACUCAAUGGAGAUCUCUUUAUGACAGACUGCAGUCUUUCUGCAAUAACACAUUCAAUGUUUGUAUUGUGUGUUUGUGUGUGUGUGUGUGUUUAGUGGUGACAUAAGCCGUGAAUGGGAGAGAGAACUUGCCAGGUUGUGUAACAUCUGUUUAGCUCUGCACCAGAUGACAGCAUGGUCAAUCACAGUGUCAGGCAUGGGGAGGAAAGCUCUCCCUGGAGUAAACACUCCACGCUUGCAGUCUAAUUUUGUAGUAACCGUCUAAAACCCAGAUGAGAUUAUCAUUGUGUGUGUGUUGUACACUGACAGUCUUGCGUAAGGGGAGUCAGACAGACACCCAAGGCGAUUAUAGAACGCUUUGUCAUCAGUGGCCUGUUUGUCAGAUUAACUGACGUGGUGGAGCAGACAACAUCCUGAAAUAUGAUGUAGCCCAGGUAUAGAACCAGUACUGGAACAGACAACACCCUGAAAUAUCAUAUGGUCCAAGGAUAGAACCAGGAUAGAACCAGAACAGAGUCUGGCACUCUUGAUAGGAGCUGUUUGUGUAUGCCCCCCUGGAGUUUUGGCUGCUAUUGCACUUUUCACACACUGAGACGAUUUUGUUUGUGUUUGUUUACGGCGGUGUUCAUAUCGGCACUCCAGCUGAGUAUGACGCUUAUUUUCUGAAAGAUAUAGCGGUAAACAACUGUGUGUGUUAUAUCCUAUGUAUUCUCUCUGUAAGCAGGCAGUUCAGUUGAAUCUCGGUCUUGCUUCUACUGUCAUCCACCAGUGGGGCUUAGUUCUAACACGUAUCACCACUGCCCCCUAGUGGACGGGACUCGUCCUGCACCAUGUGUUCUUUGCCUCAAUUGUAAUUUCUCUGAAUCUCUCCUAGUCCUAUCACACCUUGUCUUCGUAAAAAUGUCUCAACACAGGAAGCACUACUCUUAUCAUAGCAUUUUUUUUGGAUCGGUUAAUGGUUGUUGAAUUGUGUCCUGGUAAUGAAAGAUAUGUCCUUCCUUCUCCUCCUCAUUAGUUUGGCCCACCUGAUUCUGUCACAUUACAUUCAUUAACUUCUAUUGCCCACCUGCCUCAGUAACAGGGUGGCUCAUGCAUAAGUAAUGUGUGUGUUAGGCAGUGAAUAAUUUAGACUCAGGAACAGCGAGUCUGUGAACCAGGUAGAAUGGAUGAGUGUGAGACUGCUGUAAUCAUAGCUAUGGAGAUAGAAACGGUUCAAAGAACAUGAAAACGAAGGCGGGUUCACACACACACAUUUUAAAUACAUUAUUUGAAUCCACAAAUCACAUUACAUCAAGAAGGUCUUGGAUACAUGGACACUGAAGGAUGCAAGGAUACACAUACACACAGGAGAUGUAGCGUUGUGUCACAGACCACUAAUUUCCUCCUCAAGCUAAAUGCAAUUAAUACACACGCACACACACACACACACAUACACACACACACGCACACAUACACACACACAUACACACACACACGCACACAUACACACACACACACACUUUAGCAGCUGGGUGGGGAUUGAUGCAGAAAAGAUUACAUACGUACAUUCAGUGUUUUUCUGCAUGUGUGCACGUGGGCGUGCCCGUGGGCGUGUGUGUCUUCACCUGGCACUGCAUAUCAAUAGAGCCCCCUCUGGGAUGUAAGUGUGUGUCCUGUCGUGCAUAUCAACCUGCAUCAUUUCAAACACACACGGGCUCUGUAGGGACGCACAGAGGUCACAGGUUUUUGAUUAAGUAAGCCAAGUACCAACAGCAUGCUUUCUGUGUGCCCCAGCAGCAGAAAAGGGGUUACAAACAAACACAAACACACAUACACACUCCAAUUUCCCUGCGUACACCACCCUACACUGUCGCACCUGACUGGGUAAUUACUUUUCCUGUUCCCUUUCCUGGUAUGGAUCUCGACUGGUGGUUGGUCGAUGUAACUCUCUUGUGAGAUUAAAAGCAGUGUUUUGAUUUAUGGCCGGAACAUACAGUACUCUUCAUUUUAGGGAUUUUAUGACAGCAUCGAGCCAAACUGACUGCAUUGCAAUUGAUGUUUGGGUCAGUAUUUAAUAUAACCAAUGUAUCUGACGCAGGUCUGCACUGGGUGUUGUAAUGUGGUUCCAUUGAAACACAUAUUAGGUUUCUGUAAGGGUUUCAUCAUCUUCAUUAUUACUGAAACUAAAGGACAUUUCUCUGGUUCUUUUCCAGAGGAGAUCUUCCAGACCCAUAUUGCCCACUGGUGGUCACCGGAUGGUGCCCGGCUAGCAUAUGCUACCAUCAACGACACCAUGGUGCCCAAGAUGGAGAUCCCCAUGUUCACAGGAACUACUUACCCUACUGGGAGGGAGUACCACUACCCUAAGGUUAGAACAGUAUGAUUACUAACCUAGUACUGACUGAAAACCACUACCCUAAAAGCCAAUUUAUGCUUGAUCCGAAAAUGUGGUCGGAGCCUUCAUAUGGAGGGUGUGACGCAAUUGCGGAGCCUCUGGAGGCAUGCAGAGGCCACAUCGAGCUCCGUACUGCAUCCCCGUGCACCUCUCACAUUUUGUAACAAUGGCUCCGUAGCUCCGCAUUGACAUGAUUGGCUGACAGUAGGUGGGGGCGGUACGUCCUGUAUAAACACAAACUCACUUCCUUGACAACUUCCUUCACAAUAGCUCUGCUCCCCUAAGCGCAAGAAGUAUGAAAGCCCUGACGUCUGCGGAGGCUGCGUCGCAGUAAAUGCUGUACGGCCAAUGCAGACGUCGGAUUGACCAUGCAGAACCUUUAAGGUUAGAACAGUAUGAUUACUAACAUAGUACUGACUGAAACCCACUACUCUAAGUGACGAAAGGGACUAGGGCUAGGAUGAAUGGGCUGACUGUAAGUUAGGGUCUGGACUGUUGCUGCCCCCAUGGUGCAUCGGUCAGAAUGCAAUGAGGAGAUGGAGAUGAGGAAUCCAGGGUUAGGGGUAUUUAUUAUACACAGUUGAACAACACAGAGGCACAAAACGUGCACGGGGGGGGGGGGGGGGGGGGGGGUUUAAGGAUGUGGUGGCUUUCUCAUAUCACACACAAAGGAAGGAAGGAAAAGGGCCGCCCCGUGGCAUCACCGAGCAAGAAGCAUUACUAGUGAAUAGGAAGGAGCACUGCUUCUGUGGGAAACAGAGGAGUGAAGGUAGAAGAGAGGUGAUUAGGGAGUGGGAACAGGUGUGGAAGGAAGGGGCGUGGCCUAGGGUAAUUGGAAGCAAUUGGAGUCCUGUAGGGGUGCGAUGACCCUUCACAACCCUAAGGUUAGAACAGUAUGAUUACUAACCUAGUACUGACUGAAAACAUGUACUCUACUGUGCAACACUACACUGCAGUAAAUUGUACCACCGCUCAAAGGUACGUUAUCAUUAAACACACAUAAAGGUAAAACAAACUAUCUUGGGAAAUGGGAAAAUAUACCAGCAUGGAGUUAAUUCUGUCUACAGGCUGUCCUCCUGAGGCAGAUGCACUUAAAAUGUCCAAUAAGAACAGUUAUUUUAUUGAUGGCAUUUGAACUCAUAUAGUCUCUCUGUCCUCUUUGCCUCCAUGCAGGCUGGGGAGGAGAACCCAGUCAUCUCUCUGUAUGUGGUCAACCUGAAUGGGCCCCUGCACACCAUCGAGAUGAGGAGGCCUGAGGACCAGAGGAUAGGGUACAUCACCCCUACACAAUACUACUCAACUGCUGAUAGUAUAAAGGCCUAAUACAUUUAACAGACACUCUUAUCUCCCGAGUGGCGCAGUGGUCUAAGGCACUGCAUCUCAGUGCUAGAGGCAUCACUACAGACCCUGGUUCGAGUCCAGGCUGUAUCACAAUCCGGCCUUACAGGAGCAGUUAGGAUUAAGUGCCUUACUCAAGGGCACAUCAACAGAUGUAUCACCUAGUCGGCUUGGGGAUUCGAACCAGCGACCUUUCGAUUUACUGGCCCAACACACUUAACCGCUAGGCUACCUGCCUCCCCACUACUACUACUACUACUACUACUACUACUACUAUAUAUAGCAUGGUUAUAUACCCUUAUGGCUUUCAAAGGGAUGAACUCUGUUACACAUGCAGUGUGUCAGCUGGACAUUCCUAGUCCUUUAUCCUAGAUUUUGUAUUUGCAUGAAUAAAUGUAGAGUCACAAUAACACUCUUGUUUCGGUUUGUGUUGGACAGAGAGGACUAUGUCACUAUGGUGAAAUGGGCGACUACCACCAAACUGGCAGUGAACUGGUUAAACAGAGCCCAGAACAUCUCCAUGCUCACGCUGUGUCAGGCCACUACUGGCAUCUGCACCAAGGUGUGUGUCUGUGUGUGUGUCUGUGCGUCUGUUUUUCAGCCCUCUUCAUUCGCUUUUCUUAUGCUUAUGAAUUACUUUUCUUUCAAAUUGUCUUUUUAGAAACAUGAGGACGAGAGCGAAAGUUGGCUUCACAGACAAGUAAGAAACAAACAUGAUUCAAGUACAAAUCUUGUCUUAGGGCUGUUAAAGGUAGACUCAGCGAAAUGCCGUCGCCGUCAUGCAGCACCGCAGAUAUUGCGAUGAGCGAGAUGCAAGACACUCUCACAGUCACACACAGUAUCUUUGCAUGGCCACGGGUUCGCUUCACGCUGUUCACUGGCCACGGGAACAAAACAGUGGAGAAGUUGAGCCUCACGCUUCAACGCUCUUAGUUGUUGCGGAAAUUGACCCACUAUGCUGUUUACUUUCUGCAUCCACGUCAUAUCGCGGAGUCUACCUUUAAUCUUAUAUAUCUUUUUAGUAGUGCUACAGAGUGGAAUGCCACUCCAUCAUUUCUAGAUAUGUUAGAAAUAUGUUUAUAUAUGUGUGUAUAUAUAUAUAUGUGUUCUAUGGCUGUUGUGCAGAAUGAGAAGCCGCUGUUCUCCAAAGACGGUCUGAAGUUGUUCUUCACCAGAGCCAUCCCACAGGGAGGCAGGGGCAAAUUCUUCCACAUCUCCAUGUCCAUCACACAGGUAAUGUACACUCCCCUUCUACACACUCUCUUCUGUGUUCUGUAUGAGGGCUUCCAUACGCUAGAAUUGCUGCCUACAGCAUAGCAUAGAUAACACCCACUUCCGUAAUAUCUUCCAGUAGCUCAGAAGUUAGUUCAACAAAGUGUGCACUCCUAAUGUGACAAGAAGACAUUGAGUCCAGUGAUUUUUAACAUGCAGUAUAUGUAUCUCCCUUCCCUCUCUCCCCCCUCUCCCUCUAUCUCCCCUUCCCUCUCUCCCCCCUCUCCCUCUAUCUCCCCUUCCCUCGCCCCUCUCCCCCUCCCCCUCCCUCUCCAGCCCAACACCAGCACAGACACGCUGCAGUCGAUCACAUCUGGAGACUGGGAUGUCACCCAGGUCCUAGCCUACAACGAGGACAGCCAGCUAAUGUGAGCUCCCAGACGCAGCUGGGCCACACACACACACAGACAUAUGCACUCACACGUAGUGUACACACAUUUAUGCUGUGAUUAUGACACAAACACCCACCCACAGAACCUAAAACAAACAAUUCAACAAACCUCUCUCUCCUCCCAAUCUCUCUCCCCCUCUCGCUCUCCCUCUCUCCCUCCUCUCUCUCUCCCCCUCCCCCUCUCCCUCUCUCUCCCCGUCUCUCUCUAUUCCUCUCCCUCUCUCUCUCCCCCUCGCUCUCUCCUCUCCCCCUCUCUCUCUCCCCCCCUCUCUCUCUAUUCCUCCUCCCUCUCUCCCUCUCUUCCUCUCUCCCUCUCUCCCUCUCUCCCUCUCCUCUCUCUCUCUCUCGCUCUCUCUCCUCUCUCCCUCUCUCUUCCUCUCUCUCCUCUCCUCACUCGCUCUCCUCUCUCUCCGCUCUCUCUCCUCCCUCUCUCCCCCCUUCUCUCUCUCCCCCUCCCCCCUCUCUCCCCCUCUCUCUCUCCCCUCACCCCUCCCCUCCUCUCUCUCUCUCUCAAUUAAAUUCAAUUUCAUUUCAAUUUAAGGGCUUUAUUGGCAUAGGAACAUUGCCAAAGCAAGUGAAAUAGAUAAUAAACAAAAGUGAAUAAACAAUAGAAUAUUAACAGUAAACAUUACACUCACACAAGUUCCAAAAGAAUAAAGACAUUUCAAAUAUUAUGUCUAUAUACAGUGUUAUAAUGAUGUGCAAAUAGUUAAAGUACAAAAAGGAAAAUAAAUAAACAUAAAUAUAGGUUGUAUUUACAAUGGUGUUUGUUCUUCACUGGUUGCCCUUUUCUUGUGGCAACAGGUCAUAAAUCUUGCUGCUGUGAUGGCACACUGUGGUAUUUCACCCAAUAGAUAUAGGAGUUUAUCCAAAUUGGAUUUGUUUUCGAAUUCUUUGUGGGUCUGUGUAAUCUGAGGGAAAUAUGUAACCAAAGCUAGCUCAGCUACAGCUCACCUACAAAAUAUACUUUGAAGAGUGAUCUUGUUUCUGUCAGAUUUGUUCCUGGCCUACUUUAGUAAAAAUAAAAAAUAUAAAAUCCUCUCUGCAUCUCUCUGACAUCAUAUUUAAUUGAUGUUACAUCCCUUCCAGUGGCAAGAUUACACUACUGUUGGAACUGUCGGUUUAUACCUCCCCGAGGCGACAUUUUCUGUUCAGCUGUACUGCUGGAAUCUUUACACUAGCCUACUUUCAAUCUCACUUUGUAGACUCCUUACAUUUGUGACUACUGCAAUGUUUCAAUUAUGUAAUGUUGCGUGCACCCAUGCAUUUGUUUUUUAAUGUAUUAGUUGAACAUACGUCCAACUUUAAAUGUUUAUUAUGUAUCUUGCAGAUACUUCUUGAGCACUGAGGAUGAUCCAAAGCGAAGGCACCUCUACAGGUAACACAUACAUAGCUCUGAAUAACUGUCCAUAAUGCUGUUCUCUUCUGUUGUGCCUAGCUCUGUUGCCCCCCCACCCAAAAGAGAUUGGUUUCUUUUCGUUUCACUUGGUUACAAUUUAGGUGCCUGUUGGCCUGCAUUCUUUGAGGGACUUUGCUCACCGUCUGAAUAAUAAUCUAGGAGAAAGACUUCAAGAUUCAAGUUUUAUUAGUCAUAUGUACAGGAUACACAUGGUCCAACAAAAUGCUUACUUACAGGUUCCUUCUCGACAACGCAACAACAAUAAGAAAUAAUAAAAUAUAAGAAUACGAACAUAAAGUAAAUGGCUCAGUAGAAUAGAAUACACAUUUUAGCAUAAGUAUAAUACAGGAAGGCACAAUUUAUAGAUCAAUAUUUAAAUGUUUUUGGGGGCAUUGGGGGGCAAGUAGACCAGCGGUUAAGUGCAUUGGGCUAGUAACUGAAAGGGGCCGGUUCAAAUCUCCAAGCUGACUAGGUAAAUAAUCUGUCCAUGUGCCCUUGAGCAAGGCACUUAACCCUAGUUGCUCCUGUAAGUCACUCUGGAUAAGAGCAUCUGCUAAAUGACCCCCCCCCCCCCCCCCCCCCCCAAAAAAAAAAAGGGGUUUGGCUGAGUGUCCUCUUGUUGUGUUUGUAGUGCGGACACGGUGGGCCCCUUCAACAGACGCUGUCUCUCCUGUGACUUCUACGAAAGCUGUGGCUACGUCAAAGGCUCCUUCAGCCACAACAUGAGCCUCUUCCUCCUCAGCUGCAAAGGUGGGAGACACCGGUUGGUCAGUUUGUCGAUGGGUUGGUUUGUCUGUCUCUCCCGAAGGGAAUCUAUUUUUUUUUUCAAUCAUAUGAACCUUUGGCCUCUCACUUCUGAGAGACGCACUAGUAAAGACACAAUGAAUUCAAUGCAUUUGUUGGUUACAGAUUAUAUUUGGUCACAAACACAAUCAUUUGUGCAGUGUAUUUAAACCUCUACAAUGCCUCUACCAGAACUCCUGCAUUAUUUCAACAUGGGGCUAUGGGUCCAAUAGCAGCAUCCCAAAGAUUGUCAUCCUCUCACUGAACUCCCUGGAACCACACAGGACAGCCGUGUUUACUGAGCCUGUCUCUACCUCGUUCACUUUUAAUCCCUCACUCCCCUCCUGCCCGCUUUCAUUUAUUUGACGGGAUUGUGAUAUGAUUACAGCGCUGUGAGAGAUUGCCUGGCCUACUUUGCAGACUCGGAGCCGCAAAUGUUUGUUUCUAGAAUGUUCCCAAUUUGCUAAGUGCAUCUAUCAUUUUAUUAUGUGUCCCUUCCUAGUGCAGCGCUGUGGUUUAGGAGACAGAGAGUGUUUCUACAGGGGCUUGUUUGUUUGGAAGCCAGCUCCUGAACACUGCAGAAGUUAUUUGGGUUGUGUUCAAUUAAUUGAAUAAGCUAACAAUAGCCUCCCCAACAAUAGCAAGGAGGUCUGGACAGCAUAUUUUGUGCUUGUAGAAAAACAUGUUAAAUAAAACAUUAUUUGUAGAGGCUUGAAUCUGUUCUCUGCAAGCAGAUAAUGUCAGGCUUUCAGACUUUAAUCAAUUAUGUUUUGAUGUUGUGUUUGAACUUCUUCAAUGGCUUAAACCAUGGGUUUGUGGUUUUGAAAGAAAAAUGCAACUUUGAGGCUGGACUAUAUUGUGUCUCAGUCUUCUAUUGUCAAGGUGCCAUUUAAAUGACAGAUUCUAAAGGACAGUUUAUUGAGUUCAAAUGAUUAGAUGAUACAUUUUUUGCAAGUCUUUUUGCAAGUCUAGAUGGAAAUUGAUAAUUAAAUAACCCUUUUCUGUUCUCUCGCUUCCCCUAGAACUGUGGACUGUGGGGAUACAUGUUGAACCAUGCAGUCACUUGUACAUAAUAAGGAGCCACAUAAUGUACUCAUAAACCUAGACAGAGACAGAGUAGUGUCAAAACAAACUAAUGGACACGUAUCUUGGUUUGAAUGCAAGAGGAAUGCCUGAUGUCCAUGUCUUUUUUGGUCAUCUUUGUUUCUGUUUUGGUCUUUCUCCAGGCCCUGAUGUCCCGUUUGUAGCAGUGUACAGCACACAGGACAGACAGAGUGAGUAUUCUAGUUAGGAUUCUGUUUGGAUUCUUUCAAAUGAAAAAUUGAUCAUCAGAUGAAAUCGGUCACACCCUGUUUAUCUCUCCAACACACCACACAUCCUCUAUCGAAACACACACACUAGCUCCAUUAUACUGAGAUCUGAUUUCUGACUUGCCAUGUAACUGUCAGGAAGCAUAUGAUACGUGCUAAGCCCUGAUUUAGCUGUCCCAGACACGUUUUUUGAGAUCGGAGACAAAAUCCCCAUGUUGUUGCCUACACUGGCCGCGCGGCUGUCACCGACGCUCGUUUAAUGUGAGCGGGUCAGAGACGCAAUCUGAGGGCUACCGAUCCCGUCUUUAAGCUGUCCGAGAUGUCACGAUAUAUUUAAACAUGUUUGAUUUUAUCGGCACAGAAUCUGCAAUGCUCUUGUAUUGUGAGAUGUGCAACGACACGUUUUGAGAACGGUGAUCAGCAAUAGCCAAUGAGAGCUCGCCAGUGAGAUGAUCACAUCACCCAGAAUGUGUAGACUCUGGAGCAGGAGCGAUGACUACUACUAGUAUGCAUUUGUACUUGCCUUUAACCAAAGCCCCAAAGUGUCAAAUUGUUAAAGCUCUAAAGUUCACCAGCAAUGUUAUUCAAUUCAAAAUGGUGGCUAGAUAUUUCAACUCUGUAUGGCAAGCGUGAAUGUCUGACUGAAAACUUAUGAGGCAGCUUUGAGCCACAGCUCGUUCUAGCGAUGUUAACAAUCUAAUCACAUCAUUGUUUUGGCGAGAGAAUGUGGCGAUAUGGAGAAUCCUCACGACCAAGUGAAUAAUCUUGUAGUGUGUGACCCCUGUAUGUGCCACAUCGUUUAGUGUGUGACCCCUGUAUGUGCCACAUCGUUUAGUGUGACCCCUGUAUGUGCCACAUCGUUUAGUGUGUGACCCCUGUAUGUGCCACAUCGUUUAGUGUGACCCCUGUAUGUGCCACAUCGUUUAGUGUGUGACCCCUGUAUGUGCCACAUCGUUUAGUGUGCGCACCACUACGUUGGAAAGACAAAAAACGACAUGAAAGAGGAUUUUGAAAGUUGUGUGGUGUACAGCCGGCAUUAGAGGGACACCAUGGGGGAGAUGAAAGACACAAACACACCUGUAGGACAUCCACUCCUCUCCAUGAAUAAACAUCACCCCGAAAUACAGUUCUUUAACACCGUAGAAAUUAAACAACUGUAUCUAUCUCUGUGUUUACAGACCACAGAAUUAAAGCCCUCCCCUCCAUCCCUGAUUCACAAAAUGACCACCCACAGCUGUGUGACCUCAUCAAACUGGGACAGCAUACUAAGACUUUGGCAGCACAACAAGGCCACCUCUGCUUUCUGCUGAGUCACUGUUUACAGCCUCAGCCCAGUCUGUUGGCAGCCAUACUGAUUACAUUACCUAGCUGGAUGGAUGUCCUCAUAACAACACGACCUUCACACUGUAAUGAAAGACUAUAAAUCAAAUUUUAUUUGUCACGUGCUGAAAUGCUUACUUACAAGCACUUAACCAACAAUGCAGUUCAAGAAAUAGAGUUAAGAAAAUAUUUACGAAAUAAACUAAAGUAAAAAAUAAAAUAAAAAGUAACACAAUAAAAUAACAAUAACGAGGCUAUAUACUGUGUUUGUUUACUGUUGAUUACAGCAUGUACACUUGGAGGAAUAGCCAUAACAAUGUGUACAAAGAGUACUGAAUAGCCUAUUCUGCAGUCAUAUUUUACAGCAUAUAGUAAAGUUUAGGGGCAAAGGGAAAAACUAAACUUUUGGCAGGAACUCUGCUUUCUAACUGGAAUCCUUAAAGUUGUUCUGAAAUUGGAAUUUAAGUGCUGUGGGGGGGAAUAACAACCUGGCUGCAUUUCCUGUGUUGUGUACUCUGAGGAGACCACACACAUAGACAAGGUCAAAGAGAAAUACCUCUUACAACCAGUCAGACAGACAGUCAGGAGAGAACUCUCUCCCUGACCAAAACACCCACUCGUUUUGUUACUAGUCCAAUCUCAAUCUAAGCAUGCCAAGAUAAGCCUCUUUAAGGCUCGUCUCGUGGUAGCCAGCCAUUCUGAAGUCUUCAUUGAUAUUUACAGCCUACAUUGCUGUUCUGUCUUUAUCACGGUGUGUCAGUGCAGGGAGGGAUGGAUGUCUCUGCAUUCUGGUCCUUUCCCUCUGUUCUCUUCUGCUAUGUCUCUUGCUGUAAGCAUGGUUUCAUCACAACUUCCAGCCCAACGUUCUGCCACAACACCCUUUGAACACACUACACUACGUGCCCUUAGACCAUGGUAGCCAUAGCAACCUUAGCCAUAGACUAAGGCCAUGAUGUUUGUCACUGCAGAGGUGUUUGACCUGGAGACCAAUGAGAAUCUGAGGAUGAGUCUGGACUCCAUGCAGAUGCCCCAAGUGGAAUACAAGGAGAUCACCAUGGAGGAUUACAGUAUGUUAUGUUCCGCUCUAACACUAAGGGAGAUUUCAACAGCAGAUCUGUCUUUUAAAGUCUAUUUUCUUCAGAUGAACAGAAAAUGAAGCUGAUGAACAAAUGAGAAUUGUGUAGUGGCAGUAUAAUCAUAUUGUUACACAUACUGAUCACUUUCUCAUGUUGUGUAGCACUAACGAUGCAGAUCCUCAAACCUGCCAGCUUUGUGGACUCAUCACACUAUCCUCUGCUUCUCCUCGUGUGAGUAUGCACACACACACACACACACACACACACACACACACAACUGCUCUAGUAUAAAACAUAUAGCUAUCCAUCUCCACAGUUUCUCAUCAGCUGUUGACACACAGAGGUCUUCACCUCCUCCGUGCCAUGUGAGGACAAGUUGCCUCAUCUGGAGAGAUAAUCACCCACCGACUCAGUGCUUUAAUCAGGGCUAUUCAUCUAAGGCGGCGACGUGGCAACUCUCUCUCCUUCACACUACCAGUAAUUACACUGCAAACAAGAAGGUCUCCAUCCCCCCUUUAAUUAACCCUCCUCUCCUGUCCUCCACUAUGACACCAUCUGACUCCAUGCCCUUGCCUAAAGGUUGGAGAAACAUACACUAGACUAGAUUCUUCAGUCACUGUUUCUAGUCUUUUCACCCUGGCUCACGUCUGGAUGAAGUGGCACUAAACUAUAAACUAAAUAGUUAAACUAUUAACUAUAACUAUAAAGACAAUGCGUCCUUUUCUCUAUCUUUGCUAUAUAUAGAGAGAGAGAGUGCAAAGCUGUCAUCAAGGCAAAUGGUGGCUGUUUGAAGAAUCUCAAAUAUAAAAUAUAUUUUGAUUUGUUUAACACUUUUUUGGUUACUACAUGAUUCCAUGUGUGUUAUUUCAUAGUUUUGAUGUCUUCACUAUUAUUCUACAAUGUAGAAAAUAGUAACAAUAAAGAAAAACCCUUGAAUGAGUAGGUGUCCUAAAACUUUUGACCGGUAGUGUAUAUAUGUGUAUAUAUAUAAAAUCACCUCCAGUUUAAACGGGACCAUGAGAGGUGUGUGUGUACAUGUGUAAUUAUUGAUUUUAAAGAGAGAGAGAGAGUGAGAGAAAGGUGAGUUAUAAUAAGGACUAAACAUGCCUCCUUCCCUCGUCACCAGCGACGGCACCCCCGGUGGUCAGAUGGUAUCAGAGCUGUUCCACAUGGACUGGGCCACGGUGCUGGUGAGCAGCUUCGGGGCCAUGGUGGUACGCUUCGAUGGGCGGGGUAGCGGCUUCCAGGGGACCAACCUGUUGCACCGCGUCCAGAGGAAGCUGGGGGUGUUUGAGGAGAGGGACCAGCUGGAGGCCCUCAGGUAAGUACCUUCAACUGCGGCCCGAUUCUCCACCCUUCUCCUAAGUGGUGCACUUGCAGUCAUGGAUUUAAAAGCAUUGGAUUGGUGUAAUAAUUGUCUGGAGGGAGUUUCCACCAUUGUUAAAUCCAUGAUGGUAAGUGUACAGCCUUGGACUUCUCUGUCACAAGACAGACUGCCCUAACACUGCCAUAUGAACUGAAGAGCAGCCAAUAGGCAGAGGUCUGGAUACAGUGGCUUGCGAAAAUAUUCACCCCCCUUGGCAUUUUUCUGAUUUUGUUGCCUUACAACCUGGAAUUUAAAUGGAUUUUGGGGGGGGUUGUAUCAUUUGAUUUACACAACAUGCCUACCACUUUGAAGAUGCAAAAUAUUUUUUUUUUGUGAAACAAACAAGAAAUAAGACAAAAAAACAGAACUUGAGCAUGCAUAACUAUUCACCCCAACCCCAAAGUCAAUACUUUGUAGAGCCACCUUUUGCAGCAAUUACAGCUGCAAGUCUCUUGGGGUAUGUCUCUAUAAGUUUGGCACAUCUAGCCACUGGGAUUUUUGCCCAUUCUUCAAGGCAAAACUGCUCCAGCCCCUUCAACUUGGAUGGGUUCUGCUGGUGUACAGCAAUCUUUAAGUCAUACCACAGAUUCUCAAUUGGAUUGAGAUCAGGGCUUUGACUAGGACAUUCCAAGACAUUUAAAUGUUUCCCCUUAAACCACUCAAGUGUUGCUUUAGUAGUAUACUUAGGGUCAUUGUCCUGCUGGAAGGUGAACCUCCGUCCCAGUCUCAAAUCUCUGGAAGACUGAAACGGGUUUCCCUCAAGAAUUUCCCUGUAUUUAGUGCCAUCCAUCAUUCCUUAAAUUCUGACCAGUUUUUCAGUCCCUGCCGAUGAAAAACAUCCCCACAGCAUGAUGCUGCCACCACCAUGCUUCACUGUGGGGAUGGUGUUCUCAGGGUGAUGAGAGGUGUUGGGUUUGCGCCAGACAUAGCGUUUUCCUUGAUGGCCAAAAAGCUCAAGUUUAGUCUCAUCUGACCAGAGUACCUUCUUCCAUAUGUUUGGGGAGUCUUCCACAUGCCUUUUGGCGAACACCAAACAUGUUUGCUUAUUUAUUUAUUUAAGCCAUGGCUUUUUUUCUGGCCACUCUUCCGUAAAGCCCAGCUCUGUGGAGUGUACGGCUUAAAGUGGUCCUAUGGACAGAUACUCCAAUCUCCGCUGUGGAGCUUUGCAGCUCCUUCAGGGUUAUCUUUGGUCUUUUUGUUGCCUCUCUGAUUAAUGCCCUCCUUGCCUGGUCCGUGAGUUUGGGUGGGCGGCCAUCUCUUGGCAGGUUUGUUGUGGUGCCAUAUUCUUUCCAUUUUUUAAUAAUGGAUUUAAUGGUGCUCCGUGGGAUGUUCAAAGUUUCUGAUAUUUUUUUAUAACCCAACCCUGAUCUGUACUUCUCCACAACUUUGUCCCUGACCUGUUUGGAGAGCUCCUUGGUCUUCAUUGUCCCGCUUGCUUGGUGGUGCCCCUUGCUUAGUGGUGUUGCAGACUCUGGGGCCUUUCAGAACAGGUGUAUAUACAGUGGGGGAAAAAAGUAUUUAGUCAGCCACCAAUUGUGCAAGUUCUCCCACUAAAAAAUAUGAGAGAGGCCUGUAAUUUUCAUCAUAGGUACACGUCAACUAUGACAGACAAAUUGAGGAAAAAAAAUCCAGAAAAUCACAUUGUAUGAUUUUUAAUGAAUUUAUUUGCAAAUUAUGGUGGAAAAUAAGUAUUUGGUCAUCUACAAACAAGCAAGAUUUCUGGCUCUCACAGACCUGUAACUUCUUCUUUAAGAGGCUCCUCUGUCCUCCACUCGUUACCUGAAUUAAUGGCACCUGUUUGAACUUGUUAUCAGUAUAAAAGACACCUGUCCACAACCUCAAACAGUCACACUCCAAACUCCACUAUGGCCAAGACCAAAGAGCUGUCAAAGGACACCAGAAACAAAAUUGUAGACCUGCACCAGGCUGGGAAGACUGAAUCUGCAAUAGGUAAGCAGCUUGGUUUGAAGAAAUCAACUGUGGGAGCAAUUAUUAGGAAAUGGAAGACAUACAAGACCACUGAUAAUCUCCCUCGAUCUGGGGCUCCACGCAAGAUCUCACCCCGUGGGGUCAAAAUGAUCACAAGAACGGUGAGCAAAAAUCCCAGAACCACACGGGGGGACCUAGUGAAUGACCUGCAGAGAGCUGGGACCAAAGUAACAAAGCCUACCAUCAGUAACACACUACGCCGCCAGGGACUCAAAUCCUGCAGUGCCAGACGUGUCCCCCUGCUUAAGCCAGUACAUGUCCAGGCCCGUCUGAAGUUUGCUAAAGUGCAUUUGGAUGAUCCAGAAGAGGAUUGGGAGAAUGUCAUAUGGUCAGAUGAAACCAAAAUAGUAAAAACUCAACUCGUCGUGUUUGGAGGACAAAGAAUGCUGAGUUGCAUCCAAAGAACACCAUACCUACUGUGAAGCAUGGGGGUGGAAACAUCGUGCUUUCUGCAAAGGGACCAGGACGACUGAUCCGUGUAAAGGAAAGAAUGAAUGGGGCCAGGUAUCGUGAGAUUUUGAGUGAAAACGUCCUUCCAUCAGCAAGGGCAUUGAAGAUGAAAACGUGGCUGGGUCUUUCAGCAUGACAAUGAUCCCAAACACACCCGCCCGGGCAACGAAGGAGUGGCUUCGUAAGAAGCAUUUCAAGGUCCUGGAGUGGCCUAGACAGUCUCCAGAUCUCAACCCCAUGAAAAUCUUGUGAGGGAGUUGAAAGUCCGUGUUGCCCAAGACAGACUGCCCUAACACUGCCAUAUGAACUGAAGAGCAGCCAAUAGGCAGAGGUCUGGAUACAGUGGCUUGCGAAAAUAUUCACCCCCCUUGUCAUUUUUCUGAUUUUGUUGCCUUACAACCUGGAAUUUAAAUGGAUUUUGGGGGGGGUUGUAUCAUUUGAUUUACACAACAUGCCUACCACUUUGAAGAUGCAAAAUAUUUUUUUUUUGUGAAACAAACAAGAAAUAAGACAAAAAAACAGAACUUUGAGCAUGCAUAACUAUUCACCCCAACCCCAAAGUCAAUACUUUGUAGAGCCACCUUUUGCAGCAAUUACAGCUGCAAGUCUCUUGGGGUAUGUCUCUAUAAGUUUGGCACAUCUAGCCACUGGGAUUUUUGCCCAUUCUUCAAGGCAAAACUGCUCCAGCCCCUUCAACUUGGAUGGGUUCUGCUGGUGUACAGCAAUCUUUAAGUCAUACCACAGAUUCUCAAUUGGAUUGAGAUCAGGGCUUUGACUAGGCCAUUCCAAGACAUUUAAAUGUUUCCCCUUAAACCACUCAAGUGUUGCUUUAGUAGUAUACUUAGGGUCAUUGUCCUGCUGGAAGGUGAACCUCCGUCCCAGUCUCAAAUCUCUGGAAGACUGAAACGGGUUUCCCUCAAGAAUUUCCCUGUAUUUAGUGCCAUCCAUCAUUCCUUAAAUUCUGACCAGUUUCCCAGUCCCUGCCGAUUAAAAACAUCCCCACAGCAUGAUGCUGCCACCACCAUGCUUCACUGUGGGGAUGGUGUUCUCAGGGUGAUGAGAGGUGUUGGGUUUGCGCCAGACAUAGCGUUUUCCUUGAUGGCCAAAAAGCUCAAGUUUAGUCUCAUCUGACCAGAGUACCUUCUUCCAUAUGUUUGGGGAGUCUUCCACAUGCCUUUUGGCGAACACCAAACAUGUUUGCUUAUUUAUUUCUUUAAGCCAUGGCUUUUUUCUGGCCACUCUUCCGUAAAGCCCAGCUCUGUGGAGUGUACGGCUUAGUGCCUUACAAACUCCACCCGCUGUGAGCUUGCAGCUCCAGGUAUCUUUGUCUUUUGUUGCCUCUAUAAUCCCCCUUGCCUGGUCCUUUUCCUCUUGGAGUUUGUUGUUGCAUUUCUUCCAUUUUUUAUAAUGGAUUGUAAUGGUGCUCCGUGGAUGUUCAAAUUUCGAUUUUUUUUAUAACCAACCUGAUCUGUACUUCUCACAACUUUUGUCCCUGACCUUGGAAGCUCCUUGGUCUCAUUGGCUUGCCCCUUGCUUAGUGGUGUUGCAGACUCUGGGCCUUUCAGAACAGGUGUAUAUAUACUGAGAUCAUGUGACAGAUCAUAUGACACUUAGAUUGCACAUAGGUGGACUUUAUUUAACUAAUUAUGUGACUUCUGACGGUAAUUGGUUGCACCAGAUCUUAUUUAGGGGCUUCAUAGCAAAGGGGGUGAAUACAUAUGCACGCACCACUUUUCUGUUAUUUAUUUUUUAGAAUUUUUGGGAAAAAAUUAUUUUUUUCAUUUCACUUCACCAAUUUGGACUAUUUUGUAUAAAUCCAAAUAAAAAUCCAUUUAAAUUACAGGUUGUAAUGCAACAAAAUAGGAAAAAAAUGCCAAGGGGGGUGAAUACUUUUGCAAGGCACUGUAUGUGUAGUGAUUUGACAUGUAGAAAGGAAGUAUAAGUUAUUCACACACUCUUAGGUAACUAACGUUUAGGCAGCUGUAGCUAUAGAGUGUGGGGCAAAAUUAUUUUAUUUUCUAAGUGUUAUGUUCCACCGGCCUGUACCUCGCCAAAUCCGUUUUUUCUCCUUUCUGUAUUACAGCCGGGUGCUAAUGAGCUAUGACAUGGACAGCUAGCUAAAUAACUGAGCUGAAACACUUGGAAGGGGUACUCAGUAAUCCAAAUCAAAUUUCUUCCAUUUUAGUAUAAUAUCUAAAGAGCCCUACGUUGACAAGACCAGGAUUGGCGCUUUCGGCAAAGUAAGAGACGUUUUCUCCUGAUAAUUAUGAUGUUAAUUAGUUGCAUGUAGUUACAUCUGAAUUGGAUAAUGUUCACUUGAACCCCUUGUAUUGUUCAGUAUCUAUCUGCCAACUCUGAUGUGCUAACCACCCUUGUUUUAAGUAUAGAAAUCACUAGGGAGGCGCUUUAAUCUUUGCUUAUUCAUAUCAACAUAUUGAGUGGUAUAUUAAGAUUGCUAGCUACACUCUUCAACUGAAGUGCAAGCUGUCAAUGCCAGCUACAGUGUUUAUGCCUACCCUGUGUGUUUUUUCUUAUGUACUGUAUUGCUGGAAUUGUGUGUUGAAAGUACAUUUGAAAAAGACAGAUCAGAUGUGUACUGCUAGCUCAACAUUUACCUUUGGACCAAAUAUAUAUAGUUUUAAUAGAUUCUGACACCUCUGAGAGGAUAUUCAUAAAGAGAAGAUGAAUUAUGUUGCCUCUGGCCAAGUCCAUACCUCCUCCUGGCUGCUGACGUACUAGAGAGUCCAGAAGGCCAAAAGUUAUUCUGAACUAAUCAUCCACAAUGGGAAACAUAAACUAUGGAGGAAUCUGCAACUUGCAGUUAUGCACAUGGGAUAUUUCAUAUUAUUCAUUAUCAGGGGCAUUGUCAACUAGCCUGGUCCCAGACCAUAGAAGUUGGCAAGACGGCACAAACAGAUCUGUGACCAGGCUAAUGAUCUACUACUCUUGGGUCUCCAAACUCAAUCUUUAAACUGAGCUUGAAAUGAACCCAACGGGUUUCUCUUUCUUUCUUUCUUUUUCUUUCUUUCUUUCUUUCUUUCUUUCUUUCUUUCUGUCUGUCUGUCUGUCUGUCUGUCUGUCUGUCUGUCUGUCUGUCUGUCUGUCUGUCUGUCUGUCUGUCUGUCUGUCUGUCUCUGUCUCUGUCUCUGUCUCUGUCUCUGUCUCUGUCUCUGUCUCUGUCUCUGUCUCUGUCUCUGUCUCUGUCUCUGUCUCUGUCUCUGUCUCUGUCUCUGUCUCUCAGGUGUAUGGAGGCUACGUGACCAGUCUGUUACUAAGCGCAGAGGAUUCCCCGGUGAAAUGUGGUGCAGCCCUCUCACCCAUCACAGACUUUGACCUAUACGGUAAGGUGUGUGUGUGCGUGCUCGCAUGUGUGUGUAAAGGCUUCUUAUCAACAUGAUGGUGAAGACACCCCUCUCAGGCCAACACUAUGGUGCCAGAGAGAGGUACCUAUGAGAGAGAGAGCAUGUGCUUUCCAAAGUUACAAGAGCAGUGAUACUUGGGAUGGAAGUGUGAAUGACAGCAGAAGCAGGUGAGGGGGUUUAUGACUGUUCAUCUCAGACUAUGGUUUCUCUCUGAAAAGAUGGAUGUGUUUGAGUGCUCACCUGACAAGAAUGAAUACUCAUCGUUAAGAAGUUUUAAAGUAAACCACAGCUGCACAUGACAUCGUCUGUAGUCUUUUCUGCUUCUUAUGGUGUAUUGAGGUAUAACGAGGUGUAUAUGUAAGAGGUAUACCAUGCUAAAUGAGAGUUAUUAGUGCUAGCAUUUACCCACCUUAUUUGUAUCCACUAUGUCCCUUGGUAGGAGCUAAUUAAUUGAUUCCUUUUGACAACCUCUCUUCCAGCAUCAGCUUUUUCAGAGAGAUACCUUGGAAUGCCCAAGCCUGACCCAAGAGCAUAUGCGGUAUGCCUUCUUUAUUCUUUAUUCAGCCUUCACUUGGACUUCAUGUAUGAGCUGUGUUUUUCUAUUGGCUCGUAAUUGAAUAUGAAUGUAAUAUAAUAUCAAUGUAAUACUGUAUAUCAUAUAAUAUAAUAAUAUCUAUGUAAUUUCUCUACAGAUGGCAAAUCUAGCACACAGGGCAUCACAGUUCCUAGACAAGAAGUUUCUGAUUGUUCAUCCAACAGCAGAUGGUAUGAGAUCCUUGAAACCUUUCUAGCCUAAUAAAAUGCUUUGUGUUUUUAACAAUAAGACGGUAUGUGUUGGUUUCCUUUUCUCUCACCAGAAAAAGUCCAUUUCCAGCACACAGCUAAAUUCAUCUCCCAGCUGAUCAAUGAAAAGGCAAACUACACUCUACAGGUGAGAGGUACUUCACAGAAUGACACGUAGAAAUGGGAUGUACAGAAUGGCUACCAUCAAUAAGGUGCACCAAUUUAACUGGAACACACAAGAUAAUGUGUCAUGGGAAGCACAUACACUAACUCUGCCUUGGUCAGCAUCCCGGAGUCGCCUCUUCACUGUUGACGUUGAGACUGGUGUUUUGCGGGUACUGUUUAAUGAAGCUGCCAGUUGAGGACCUGUGAGGCGUCUGUUUCUCAAACUAGACACUCUAAUAUAUUUGUCCUCUUGCUCAGUUGUGCACCGGGGCCUCCCACUCUUCUUUCUAUUCUGGUUAGAGCCAGUUUGCGCUGUUCUGUGAAGGGAGUAGUACACAGCGUUGUACGAGAUCUUCAGCCUUCAUUUCUCAGAACAAGAAUAGACUGACGAGUUUCAGAAGAAAGUUAUUUGUUUCUGGCCAUUUUGAUCCUGUAAUUGAACCCACAAUUGCUGAUGCUCCAGAUACUCAACUAGACUCAAGAAGGCCAGUUUUAUUGCUUCUUUAAUCAGCACAACAGUUUUCAGCUGUGCUAACAUAAUUGCAAAAGGGUUUUCUAAUGAUCAAUUAGCCAUUGGAACACAGGACUGAUGGUUGCUGAUAAUGGGCCUCUGUAUGCCAAUGUAGAUAUUCCAUUACAAAUCAGCCGUUUCCAGCUACAAUAGGCAUUUACAACAUUAACAAUGUCUACACUGUAUUUCUGAUCAAUUUGAUGUUAUUUUAAUGGACAUUGCUCAUUUGCUAAUCCAAAAUGCAUCCCGGUGAUUUGUAUGGGGGUAUAUUUUGGGCUGGAGUUCUGUAAUACCACACCAGUUGAGGGAUUAGACCUCACAAAGCACCCCCCCCAUCUCACUUAAUGAGAUUAUACUCCCCUCUUACUAGGCAUGCUUUAACAGGGUAAACUAAUCCCAUUAAGAUAUGGAGCAUUUAGAAGUCAGCGUUUAGGUCAUCGCUGCCUCAUAGGUCCCCUUAUAUGCUCUGCUGUGUGUUGACUGAGUAAGCCUCAUCAGUAAGUCAGCCACUGGUAGUUGUCUGAUACACUACAUGACCAAAAGUAUCUGGACACCUGCGAACAUCUCAUUCCAAAAUCAUGGGCAUUAAUAUGGAGUUGGUCCCCCUUUUGCUGCUAUAACAGCCUCCACUCUUCUGGGAAGGCUUUCCACUAGAUGUUGGAACAUUGCUGCGGGGACUUGCUUCCAUUCAGCCUCAAGAGCAUUAGUGAGGUCAGGCACUGAUGUUGGGCGAUUAGGCCUGGCUCGCAGUCGGCAUUCCAAUUCAUCCCAAAGGUGUUUAGUAGGGUUGAGGUCAGGGAUCUGUGCAGGCCAGUCAAGUUCUUCCACACAGAUCUCGACAAACCAUUUGUUUAUGGACCUCGCUUUGUGUACGGGGGCAUUGUCAUGCUGAAACAGGAAAGGGCCUUCCCCAAACUGUUGCCACAAAGUUGGAAGCACAAAAUCGUCUAGAAUGUAAUUGUAUGCUGUAGCGUUAAGAUUGCACUUCACUGGAACUAAGGGGCCUAGCCCGAACCAUGACAAACAGCCCCAGACCAUUAUUCCUCCUCCACCAAACUUUACAGUUGGCACUAUGAAUUGGGGCAGGUAGCAUUCUCCUGGCAUCCGCUAAACACAGAUUAGUCAGUCGGACUGCCAGAUGGUGAAGCGUGAUUCAUCACUCCAGAGAAUGCGUUUCCACUACUCCAGAUUCCAAUGGCGGCGAGCUUUACACCACUCCAGCCGACGCUUGGCAUUGCACAUGGUGAUCUUAGGCUUGUGUGCGGCUGCUUGGCCAUGGAAACCCAUUUCAUGAAGCUCUCGACAAACAGUUUUUGUGCUGACGUUGCUUCCAGAGGCAGUUUGGAACUCGGUAGUGAGUGUUGCAACCGAGGACAGACUAUUUUUACGCGCUGCGCUUGGCAGUCCCGUUCUGUGAGCUUGUGUGGCCUACCACUUCGCGGCUGAGUCGUUGUUGAUCCUAGAUGUUUCCACUUCACAAUAACAGCACUUACAGUUAACCGGGGCAGCUCUAGCAGGGCAGACAUUUUACGAACUGACUUGUUGGAAAGGUGGCAUCCUAUGAUGGUGCCACGUUGAAAGUCACUGAGCUCUUCAGUAAGGCCAUUCUACUGCCAAUGAUUGUCUAUGGAGAUUGCAUGGCAGUGUGCUCGAUUUUAUACACCUGUCAGCAACGGGUGUGACUGAAAUAGCCGAAUCCAUUAAUUUGAAGGGGUGUUCACAUACUUUUGUAUAUAUAUAGUGUACUUUGAAGGGGCUUGAUUGAUGAUGAUGAUGAUGAUAAUGAUGAUGACAUGUUUAUUAUAGCGUCUAUAUGAAGCUGCAUGUAUAUCCAGAGCAAUAUGAAUGGAUGUGUGGUGACCAGUGUGUUAUAUUCCCCCUCAGAUCUACCCAGACGAGGGCCAUUUCAUCCACAGCGAGGCCACACGGCAGCACCUCAGCCAGUCGCUGGUCAACUUCUUCGAGGAGUGUUUCCGGCUACCAGACAAGGUGUUCGAGGAGAGACUGGAGGAGGAGAUCGAGGAAGAGGGUUAGCCCAGAAAAAACCAACCCCCCAAACCAGAGCUCCAGUCCACGCCUAAGCACAAUGCCAGCCCCCAUACCUGGUUUCCACAAUCCACAUGAUAUGCAACCAUCUCUUGGUUUCAACCCUCUUUAGCUCAGUUUUCACCUUCUGGGAUUCCCCUGCAUUUCAGCAUGAUCAACCAUGAGACUGCCGCGUUGCAGAUCAACCCUGAGACUGCCACGUUGCAGAUGCUCACUUAACUCCUCAUCCUCUGUUUUUCUCCUCCUCCUCACCUUUUGAUUCAGCACGACUCCACAAGCGACCGUCGGCAGCCAUUUUUUUUACAUCGACACAAUGAAUACAACAUUACGAUGAAGGACCACUAGCUGACGUCAUAUCUGGAACGUGUUGAAAAGGCGGUCGUGCCAAUUAUUCUCCGGUCAGUCUAUGUUUAAAAGACAAGCUCCUUGGAUUCCAAACGACUGGUGAGAGGAAAGGAACAUCAAAAUCCACCCACAAACUUUACCAGUCAGUGAGGAGAGGGAAGACUCUAUAG